AUCCGUAUUUCCCCAGUCCCUACACAAAACUUAGCAAUAAAUUAAGUAAAGAAAUAUCAGCCAAACCAAAAAACACACAUAAAACUAGAGGAAGGUAGGAAAAUAAAAAUGAGAACCCAGAACAGCCAGAGCAAAACCUCCCCAGAAAGCCAGAGAAACAUCAACAUACUUCUCAAACUGUCAAACCCAGUUUCUUCAACUGAUUUCAGCUCUAAACCUCAUCUACAAUCUUAGAUCUUAAGGUACAAUACCAUUCAUCUUCGUUAAUCUAUCUAUACUAUUUCUGAUUUUCCGCCCUUUCUGCAGUUUUAAGUAUAUACAAUAUACAUGGAAAGAGAUGAGAAAAAUCUAACUAAAUCCCCUGAACCCGAAUUUGUGCUGCAGUGGGGGAAGAGACUUAGAUGUGUUCGAGUUAAAAAUCCGAAUUUCAAUUCGAAAUCUGCGGGAGGAAUCCGCCAGAAAAUCACAUCUCGCAUCGUAACAGACGAUGGCGACCGCAUAAACAGCAGUUCCGAGCCGCCGGAAAAUGCGAAAUCACCCGAAAAAGAGGAGCGUUACUACUUGACGAGGGGGUCGUCCGUCGGGGAGGAGAGAGAAAAUGGGAAGGCGUUCAUGGCAGAAGGAAAUGGUUAUGCGAUGGCGGCGCAAGAAAGAGGGAGUUCGCUAUGGCCAAAGCUUUUUAUUAGUUUAUCGAGUAAAGAGAAGGAAGAAGAUUUUCUGGCCAUGAAAGGGUGUAAGCUUCCUCAAAGACCUAAAAAGAGGGCUAAAUUGAUUCAACGUACUUUACUUUUGGUGAGUCCAGGAGCAUGGUUGUCUGAUACUCCUAUGUGCCAAGAGAGGUAUGAAGUUAAAGAAAAGAAGACUCCCAAGAAGAGACCAAGAGGAUUGAAGGCCAUGGGUAUGGGAACUAUGGAGAGCGAUUCAGAGUAACACGAGCUCCAUUUGAUUGAUGCCCUUUUGUUAUUCUUUUUAGGAUUUUCUACACCUCUCAUUUCCUUCUACACAAUUGUAAUUUAGUUAAGUUAAUCAAUGAUUCUUCUUCUCUUAACCAUGAAUUGAAGGAACAACUGUGCAUCCAUUUUGUAUAUGAAAUCUCCAAAUUAUUUGA
Molecule: messenger RNA, 1108 nt
Organism: Spinacia oleracea (spinach)
Lineage: Eukaryota; Viridiplantae; Streptophyta; Magnoliopsida; Caryophyllales; Amaranthaceae
Exons: 4
Coding region: 328-930 (200 amino acids)
Source: RefSeq, a predicted model, not a curated record